GGUGGGCAAAGGGCUACCGCAGAAGGUCACUUAGCAUGGCAAGGCGCCAGCAAGGCUGGUGGCUUGCUGUCGCGGCUGCAGUGUGCACAUUAGCAGUGCCGUGCAGGCUGAGUGUCACCUCCGUACAAGGAUCGGAGCCGACUGACAAUGAGCAGGCUGAAAUGGGUGCGAUGGACCAGCUCCUAGGCUCUGUGGAAGCUUCCUUGCAACCCCUCAGGGAAGAGGUGGCAUCUGGCCACAUCAUCCCCAAGUUUGGCGAGCGAGCCCAGUCUGUCGUUAGUAGCGCUGUACAGAAGGCUGGCAGUGCUGGUGCAGAGGUGGAGAACGUCGUUGACGCAAUGCUGCAAGAACUGUUCCUUCAGCAGUUGGUUCUCCUGCGACAGCAAACAGCUGCCAAGUUUGGCAAAGCUUCCCGCCCUGUAGAAGCUGUCACGCAGGCAGACCAGCAAUUUGUCACUCAGGCUGAGGAACUCAAGAGGCCUGGUAGUACGUGGAGCUAUGAAGUGGACCGCUACGCUUUGCGGGCAGUCCUUGAAGGUAGCUUCCGACGGGAGGCGGCCUAUGCCGAUGAACAUCGGAUUGCAGCACGAUCGCAGCAGUCCACCGUGGAGAUUAUAAGCAGGCUACAAGGUCAGAUGGAGAACCUCCAAAUGCGACUACAGCAUAUGCGUGCUGGUCAGCCCUGGUUUAUCUCCAGCUCCUACAGGAUCCCCGGCACGCCUCUGACAAUGAUUGGCCGCUUUCAGCAGGGCCGUGCCAGCAUCGAGCUGAACCUGGCGGCAGACAGGGAUCCUGUCACCGCAGAGGCUGGUUUUGUCAGGGGUGUUGGACCUGCAAACCUGGGCGUGAGUGCCAAUUUUGGCUUUUGAGGGCAUGCGCGCCGGCAUCAGCUCUACUACCCCGAUGUCAAUUUGACCAACAUGAUUUGAGUGUACUGUAUUUGUUUAGGGCAACAAAUGAGAACAGUUUGAUGGUCGUCCUCCUUGCCCGCUUUCUUUAUCCCGUUUCUAAGGCGGCCAGUUUCAGUCCUGCAAAACCGUGAUUUGCGGCUAUGCCACAGGAAUGAUUCGAUCCUAUUUUGGAAAGAGGCCUUUGUUCUAUCCAUUAUACACGCAAAAAUGGCUGGUUUAGCAUUUUGAGGAGGGCUGUGUUCUGUUUUGUUGCUUGCGGUGAUGAAACACAUGGAAGGUGUAGACGAAAGGUGUUUUGCUUUAAGUCCGCAACAGGAUUCAUGUCACUGUGCCCACAAGUUGUUCUUGUUGCCUUUGUAUCUACCCUGUGUGUGGCACAAGUUAUGCAAGGUGACCCACAAAUGAGCACGUAAUGUGGCAAAGGUAGUGCGGAUGAUGCUAUUUUAGUUCUUUGUACUUAUUGGCAUUCGUUUAUUUUUUUACCUCCCGCUUUCAGUCCGUGGAAAGAGAAAAUCCGA
Durusdinium trenchii is the source of this 1429-nucleotide messenger RNA. NCBI's taxonomy places the organism in Eukaryota, Dinophyceae, Suessiales, Symbiodiniaceae. The record is from the annotation of a GenBank genome assembly.